Microtus oregoni (creeping vole) is the source of this 2103-nucleotide messenger RNA. RefSeq names its product cationic amino acid transporter 3-like. The transcript has 11 exons. Gene Ontology annotation, molecular function: amino acid transmembrane transporter activity. The record is from RefSeq and is a predicted model, not a curated record. Bases 1 to 1905 code for a protein of 634 amino acids. Gene Ontology annotation, biological process: amino acid transport; transmembrane transport. Gene Ontology annotation, cellular component: plasma membrane. Lineage: Eukaryota; Metazoa; Chordata; Mammalia; Rodentia; Cricetidae.
AUGUUUUGGCAGAAUGUUCAUCACUUUGGUCAGAAGUUGGUACGCCGGCGGCCCUUGGCCGCAAACGAACUGUCUGAUUCUCCCUUGUCACGAUGUCUGACCACUUUGGACCUUCUGUUCUUGGGGGUGGGCAGCACCCUGGGAGCAGGCGUGUAUGUCCUGGCUGGGGAAGUAGCCAGAGAGAAAGCUGGACCAUCCAUCAUUCUUUGCUUCUUAGUGGCUGCUGUAUCUUCAAUGCUGUCUGGACUCUGUUAUGCUGAGUUUGGGGCCAGGGUGCCGUGUUCAGGUUCAGCGUAUCUCUACAGCUAUGUCACAGUGGGCCAGCUGUUGGCGUUUGUCACUGGCUGGAAUCUCAUACUCUCCUACAUCAUUGGUGCAGCCAGCGUGGCCCGGGCCUGGAGCGCAGUUUUUGAUGGCCUCGUAGGGAACCGGAUCUCCCAAGCCCUGCAGACCAGCUUUCCUCUGCAAGUGCCCAGCUUCCUGGCCAAGUAUCCAGACUUUUUUGCACUUGGACUGGUUCUAGUCCUUACUGGAAUCCUGGCCCUGGGAGCUCGAGAGUCUGUCCUGGUCACCAGAGUGUUCACAGGCGUGAAUCUUUUGGUGCUGUGCUUCGUCUCCCUGUCUGGGUUCAUGAAGGGCAGUCUCCACAACUGGCAGCUCAACGAGGAUGACUACAAACUGGCCAUGUCAGGGGCCAACAGCACUGACAGCUUGGGUCCUCUGGGCUCUGGAGGCUUCACGCCUUUUGGUGCCAGUGGAAUUCUCCAAGGUGCAGCAACAUGCUUCUUUGCCUUCAUUGGUUUCGAUUGUAUUGCGACUACAGGGAAAGAGGUUCGCUGUCCCCAGCGCUCCAUCCCACGGGGCAUCGUGGCCACACUCUUUGUUUGCUUUCUGAUGUAUUUUGGUGUUUCGGCGGCACUUACCCUCAUGAUGCCCUACUACCAGAUUCACGCUGACAGUCCCUUGCCCCAGGCGUUUAUCCACGUGGGAUGGGGUCCUGCUCGAUAUGUGGUGGCUGUGGGAACGUUAUGUGCCCUUUCAUCCAGCCUCAUGGGUGCCAUUUUCCCCGUGCCUCGGGUGGUCUAUUCCAUGGCAGAGGAUGGGCUCCUUUUCCGGAGACUCACCCGUGUUCAUCCUCGAACACACACCCCUGUCCUAGCCACUGUCCUUUGUGGAAUCAUCACAGCACUUACGGCUUUCCUUGUUGAGCUCAGUGACCUGGUGGACCUCACAACCGUAGGAACCCUGCUUUCCUACUCCUUGGUGUCCUUCUCGGUUCUGGUCCUCAGGUACCAGCCAGACCAGAACUUAAGCUCUCGUCAGACGGAGGAAUCAGAGAGUGGAGCUGUUGAGAUGAAGCCCGCUCUUGAACGUUCUUCAUCUUUGGAGCCUAUUUCUGCAGCAGGAACUCCAGGAAUUGCAAGGAGCCUCUGUAACCCCACAGAUAAGAAUCCGACACUGAGAUCUGGCCAGAUUGUGUAUGGAUGUGCCUUCCUGCUUGUUCUCCUGCUGAUGUUCCUUUGCCUAGUCCUGGCCCAGUGGCCUGGACAGCUCUUCUCUGGAGACCUGGUUCUGAUAGCUGUGGCUGUAUCACUGCUGCUUCUCAUUGUCGGGGUGGCCAUUGUCAUCUGGAGACAGCCUCAGAGUACCACUCCUCUCCACUUCAAGGUUCCAGCACUGCCCCUGCUCCCUGUGUCGAGUAUCUUUGUGAAUGUCUACUUGAUGAUGCAAAUGACUGCCAUGACCUGGACUCACUUUGGAAUCUGGAUGGCGAUUGGAUUUGCCAUCUACUUUGGAUAUGGGAUCCGGCACAGCCUGGAUGGGAGGGAUGACCAACAGCCAACAGCAACAGCCUCAAACUCGCAGGCUGUCCAGGAACAUAUGUCCAGUGUGGAAUUAGAGUAACUGCAGAAAGACCCUGUGGCUAUCUGUGUGUGGUGGGGAGACAGUACUGGUCACUGAAUUUAGAGCCUUGUGCAUCUGCGGAGAGACUUGCCGGUGUCUUCAGCUUAAGGAAAGGCUUGAAUAUUUGGGCUGUAGAUGGAAUUUAUUUUUGAAAGCAUUGUUAUUUGUCAGCAAAUUUCUUAACUUUUCCCCCCUUAU